UUAAAUUUAAUUAUGGACGUAAACUUAAUCAAAGAUUUUGAUAUGCAUGCGCCGAUAAACUUUCAACUAUUUAUUAAAAUAAGGGGCAUGGUCACGUGAUGCUACUACGUCACGUGUAAACCAGUGGGAAGAUGGCGGCCGCCGGAGGAGAGGCUUCUACCGAGAGUGUGUCGGAUGAAUUAUUUCAAAACUUUUACACGGAGGUAAAGCAGAUUGAGAAGAGAGACUCUGUGUUAACCUCCAAGCAGCAAAUUGACAGACUGCUCAGACCUGGCUCAUCCUACUUCAAUCUCAAUCCCUUUGAGGUGCUGCAAAUUGAUCCAGAGGCAACAUCUGAUGAAUUGAAGAAAAGAUUUCGGGCGUUGUCCAUUUUGGUCCAUCCAGACAAAAAUCAGGGUGAUCCAGAGAGAGCACAGAAAGCCUUUGAAGCUGUGGACAAGGCAUACAAACUCCUGCUGGAACCAGAACAGAGGAAGAGAGCCUUAGAUGUGAUCCAUGCAGGACAGGAAUAUGUGGAACAUAAUGUAAAGGAGAAAAGGAAACAGCUGAAGAAGGAUGGGAAGCCGUUGGAUGUGGAGGAGGAUGACCCUGAAGUGUUUAAACAAGCCGUGUACAAACAGACCAUGAAGUUGUUUGCAGAGCUUGAAAUCAAGAGGAAGGAAAGGGAAGCAAAGGACAUGCAUGAAAGGAAAAGAGCACGAGAGGAAGAAAUUGAGGCAGCAGAGAAAGCAAAGCGGGAUAGAGAAUGGCAGAAAAACUUUGAGGAAACAAGAGAUGGGCGAGUGGACAGUUGGAGGACUUUCCAGGCUAAAGGCAAAAAGAGCAAGGAGAAAAAGAAUCGGUCCUUCCUCAAGCCCCCAAAAGUCAAGAUGGAACAGAGGGAAUGAUGCUGUAAAAUGGGACUUUAUUAGAAUAAACCUACCGUUAUAAAAUCCCCCAGCUUCCCCAUUCUAGGUCAUCAUCUCGUCGUCUGCAGUCAACUGUGAAGUCGUUAUUGCACAGUCAUCGGGAUACUUAUCGUACGACAACGUCCUCAUCCAGACCCUGACAAAUGUAGUUUUGUAUUUGGUUUUCUAAUGUACAUAUUUGUGAUCUGGACCCAGAGAUCAUACCUGCCUUGUGUGAGAUAGAGAAAUGAUGCAUCUUCCCCUUCUGUAACUGAUGAGAAAUGUGAUGUCAUUGUUCUUUUUGUUCUUUUUAACUAAAUAAAGCUUGGUCUUAACAAGCCUACCUUA
Messenger RNA from Sander lucioperca (pikeperch), 1235 nucleotides. It is a transcript of the gene dnajc8, whose product is annotated as DnaJ (Hsp40) homolog, subfamily C, member 8. The record is from RefSeq and is a predicted model, not a curated record. NCBI's taxonomy places the organism in Eukaryota, Metazoa, Chordata, Actinopteri, Perciformes, Percidae. Gene Ontology annotation, cellular component: nucleus. The transcript has 9 exons. The coding region runs from base 132 to 887 and encodes 251 amino acids.